AUGGAUUACGCCCAGAAGGGAGCAAAGGCUCUGGGGAGCUCGGAUUUUGCUGCUGCAAUUAAGUGCUACACCAAGGCCCUGGCUGUUAACCCUUAUGCUGCGGAUUACUAUGUAAAGCGAUCAACAGCUUACUCGCGAGUAAUACCUGCAGAUGGGGGCCCCAAGCUAAGGGAAGCACUGCAUGACGCCGAAAUGGCCGUUGCUCUCGGCAUACAGCGAGCAAGACGGGAGCAGAUCCUUGCAGGACAGAUGAGACGGGCUAUUGUUCUUUACCAAAGUGAACGUUAUGGCGAUGCACAGUAUAUCUUCCAAGUGGUGCGCUCGAAGGUGGGAGAGGAGGAUCCUGAAAACAGAAAAGAUGCCCUUGAUGCUGCUAUAGCUAGCCGCGGGUAUGCACCUACCUCUCAAGAUACGAAAACGAGACAACAGCUUCAGAUUUGGGAAAUCAAGAUCAAACCACAGCUUGCAAAACUCGACCCCACUGACGAAAGGGCCAAGGUGACAGUUAAGGAAACCCCGGAUAUUGUAGUCCCAACACAGGAUGAGUUGAGAGAGAUACAUUGUGCCCAAAUCCAAGAUGGCGUUGUCACUUCAUCCGCAAAAUCAAAUGAACAACCUUCAUCUACAACCCAGGCGAAUGAGGAUCUAGCUACAGAGGCUAAACCUGCUCAGAUGUCAAAAACCCCCCCGGCUGCGCCUCUCCCGUCCAAUACGCCCAGCAGAACAAGACAUGAGUGGUACCAGUCAAACGACAGUGUGGUCAUCACUAUAUAUGCCAAAGGAAUCCCGAAGGACAAAGCAGAUGUUGACAUUCAAGAGACUUCGUUUUCCAUUACGUUCCCUCUCCCUUCGGGUUCCGAGUUCUCAUUUGUUUUAGAUCCUCUAUUCGCCCCCGUUGAUCCAUCAUCGUCGAAAUUCAAUAUAAUGUCUACUAAAGUUGAAGUUACUUUGCGCAAACAAUCAGCCGGUAGAAAGUGGGCAACAUUAGAGGGCAACGCUUCACAAGACGAAAAGAUCUCACCGUCUGAAACUACAGCUCUCCAGGACACAUCUAACCUCCAGAAUCGGCCCAUCACAACUGAGAAGGCGCCUGUAUACCCGACUUCUUCAAAAUCCGGACCAAAGGAUUGGGAUAAGGUGGUGUCAAAUAUCCAGAAAAAAGAGAAGAAGGCUAAGAAAAAGAAAGGAGAUGGGGACUCAAAUGGAAAUGAAGAGGAUGAAGGUGAUUCGGACCUGUCAGAUUACGGGUCUGGAGAUACGGUUGAUUCAUUUUUCAAGAAGUUAUACGCCAACUCUGACCCAGAUACCCGACGUGCGAUGACUAAGAGUUUCUAUGAGAGUAAUGGAACCGCAUUGAACACGAACUGGAGUGAGGUUGGAAAAGGCAAAGUCAAGGAGCACCCACCGUCUGAUGAUUAA
Messenger RNA from Microsporum canis CBS 113480, 1419 nucleotides. Its product is annotated as glucose insensitive transcription protein 7. The transcript is spliced from 2 exons. Bases 1 to 1419 code for a protein of 472 amino acids. Gene Ontology annotation, molecular function: protein-folding chaperone binding. The record is from RefSeq and is a predicted model, not a curated record. Gene Ontology annotation, biological process: protein stabilization. NCBI's taxonomy places the organism in Eukaryota, Fungi, Ascomycota, Eurotiomycetes, Onygenales, Arthrodermataceae.